AUGGAUACAGAGGACAAAGGUUUUUCUGAAGGAAAGGCAGCAUUUUUUGAUAAUGAUGACUACGAGGAUGUGGAUUCUCUCAUGGACAAGUCAGGAGAGGAGGAUGAAGAUGACAGAAAGAGGGAUUCUUCUGGGACAGAAUAUGAUGACAUUGAGGGACAAGCCAAUGGAACCUCUCCUUCCCAAACCCACCAUGAUGAAGACCUCGACAUCCCUCUCCUUCCCAAGAGACCCGAGAACAUUCUUGAUCAGGACACCUAUGAAGUGGAGACAGAGAAACAGAAGGACUGUGAUGAUGUCAUAUCUGUCGAGGCUACAGCCAAUGAAAAUGCAGGGAUGACAGGCACACAAGCACAGGUAGAUGUAGACGUGGAUGAAGGUGCAGAUUCAGAUUUAGAUGCAGGUCUAUUUGCAAAUGCUGAUGCAGAUAUGUUGACCACAGAGGUAGAAGUUCACGCUCAAGCAGAGUAAUAAAGCAGCCACGAGACCAAAUUGUUAUUUCAAGUUAAUAUUAAUAAGUGAUAAGAUUGUAUGUUCUUAUCACAGUAGAAAAUUAAAGGGAUAGUUCCCCCAAAAAUCGAAGUUAUGUCAUUAAUAACUCACCCUCAUGUCGUUCCAAACCCGUGAGACCUCAGUUUAUCUUUGGAACACUUUUUAAGAUAUUUUAGAUUUAGUCCGAGAGCUCUCAGUCCCUCCAUUGAAGCUGUGUGUACGGUAUACUGUCCAUGUCCAGAAAGGUAAGAAAAACAUCAUCAAAGUAGUCCAUGUGACAUCAGAGGGUCAGUUAGAAUUUUUUGAAGCAUUGAAAAUACAUUUUGGUCCAAAAAUAGCAAAAACUACGACUUUAUUCAGCAUUGUCUUCUCUUCC
Molecule: messenger RNA, 868 nt
Organism: Carassius gibelio (silver crucian carp)
Lineage: Eukaryota; Metazoa; Chordata; Actinopteri; Cypriniformes; Cyprinidae
Product: serine-aspartate repeat-containing protein I-like
Exons: 4
Coding region: 1-471 (156 amino acids)
Source: RefSeq, a predicted model, not a curated record